AAACCUACGAUACGAGGUUCCAUGUAAGCCCAAGAAGAACAUUGUGUUUGUGAAGACUCACAAAUGUGCCAGUUCAACAGUACAGAACAUGUUGCUACGUUACGCGAAGAGCAACAAUCUGACCGUUGUCCUCCCGAUCCUCUCGCGCACACAUUACUUAUCGCGGCUGCUCCCGUUCAACCGAAAGAUGAUCGCCGGAGCUCCUUGGGGUCACAUGGAAUAUAACGUUUUUUGUCACCACGCCAUCUUCAACGAGGAAGAAAUUUCGGCCGUUAUGCCUAAAGACACAGUUUACGUCUCCAUCCUGCGGGAACCAACACGGCUUUUCGAGUCUCUGUACGAGUACAGUAACAUGAAUGAAUUCUAUAACAUGACCUUGACGGAUUACGCAGCUGCUACUCGAGACCCUACGAAGUAUGAAACUCUGAACAAAAGAGCUCACGGAAAUAUGGGCAGAAAUCAGAUGCUGUUUGAUUUCGGUGUUAAACCUGCUCUUUUCGAAAACAAAACAGAAAUUGAAAAAACAAUUAUGAAAAUAGACAGAAAGUUUGAUUUAAUUAUGAUUGCUGAAUACUUUGAUCAAUCUCUAAUUUUGCUGAAGGAUUUGAUGUGCUGGGACUUUGAUGACAUUGUUAGUCUGAGAAUCAAUGCAAGAGAUGAUAGGUUUAAACAUAGUGUAGCACCGGAUACAGCCUAUCUCCUGCGUCAGUGGAACGCGGGAGAUCAAAUAUUAUACAACGUGUUUGUCGAGAAACUCAAACGUAAAAUCGCCGACUAUGGCUUAGAAAAGAUGAAGACAGAAGUUCAAAGGUUGACCGAGAAGAGGAAGUUCUGGUAUAACACGUGUAUUUCGGAAGAAGUAGACGCUAGUCAUCUGACUCGGUAUCGCGUAUGGAGUAACAAAGUUCUUGGUUUUGUUCUUAAACAAGGAAUACAAAAUAAAACAUGCGAAGACCUUGUAAGGCCGGAGCGCGAGUUCACAAACUACAUGAGACAACGACAAAUGAUGAAAGCCUUGUUUACAAAUGAACACAAACCGGAAUUUCCACUGCCUGACUUUUUGAAC
This is a messenger RNA of Limulus polyphemus (Atlantic horseshoe crab), 1066 nucleotides long. RefSeq names its product galactose-3-O-sulfotransferase 2-like. The transcript has a single exon. The annotation marks the transcript as partial. The record is from RefSeq and is a predicted model, not a curated record. Gene Ontology annotation, biological process: glycolipid biosynthetic process. Gene Ontology annotation, molecular function: galactosylceramide sulfotransferase activity. Gene Ontology annotation, cellular component: membrane. Lineage: Eukaryota; Metazoa; Arthropoda; Merostomata; Xiphosura; Limulidae.